AUGUAAUUUUAUUCAGAUAAUUUUAUAAAAAUCACUUUGAAAUAAUUAUUUUCGAUUACCUAAAGUUAGAUGGGAUAUCGAAUUACUUAUAGUGCAAAUUUACAAUACCCACUUCAUUUGUCUAAAUUGAUAGCUGAGACAAAAUAUAUGUUAUACAUAUUUUAGCAUAGAUCAAGGCAACAAUCAGUGAGAAAAAAGAGGUAUUGAAUUUAAGAGAUUUGACCGAUCAGCAAGUUAUUACUAUAUUUUGAUAGUUAAUUAAAGAACAGUGAGCAAGAUUUUUGUUAAGAAUAUAGCAAAUUUUGAUUUACUUUAGAAUUCUUUUGUUAUUACUGUGGAUGAGAUUAAAUCUUAGAUUGAUUUAAAACUAUAGCUAUUUCAAAUAGCUAUAAUUUUACAGAUCCAUUUGAAGUAGUGGGAUGAUUACAAAAUAAAACUUAAGUAUUCAAAAAUUGAGACACUGAAUUUAAGUUAAAAAGCAACAGGUUAGAAAUUUACAGAAUAUGCUCCUAGAUAGAGUAAUUUGCUAAUCAAUUAACUAACUGUGGUUUUUGGGUCAUAUGAUUAAACUUGAUCAUCGCCCUAUUAAAUAAUGUAAGGUUUAGAUUAGUAGAACAUA
Paramecium sonneborni is the source of this 619-nucleotide messenger RNA. The record is from the annotation of a GenBank genome assembly. NCBI's taxonomy places the organism in Eukaryota, Ciliophora, Oligohymenophorea, Peniculida, Parameciidae.